AUGUCAAAGGAGCAGAAGAUAGCGUAUUUGAAUGAGCAGCUAGGCCGGUUUCUCCAGCAGAUGGAGCAGCUCAAGGACGAGCACGGGGAGCAGUUCCAGCUUGUGUUCAACACGCUUCCCCCAAGGUCGAACAUUGCGUAUUACAAGCUCAUCCAGAGGCCAAUGUCGUAUUCGAAGAUUAGAAAGGCCAUCAAGGGGAAGAAGUACACAGCAUCGCAGCAGUUUGUCAAAGGUAUCGCCCAGAUUGUGUGGAACGCGCAUUUCUUCAACGAGGAGAGCACGGAGUAUUACAAGUGGGCAACGAUAUUGGACGAUUUCUUGAAAGAUACCGUUCUUCCUGCUUUGAGGAGAGAUGUGAACAUUGUGGACCACGAGACAGUUUCGUAUCCGAUGAUGAAGGAGAUCCCCUCGGAUCCCCGCUCCAGGGACGAGACCAUUCGCGAGAUUGAGGAGGAGCAGAAGAGGGAGAAGAGGAAGCAGCAGGAGAGGCAGCAGAAGCAGCAGGAGCAGGAGCAGAAGCUAUUGCUGCAAAGGCAGCUUCAGCAGCUGCAGAUGCAACAGCAGGGAUUCAAGAACUCGGCGGCAGCUCCGCAAAACUUGUCAGGGGCACAUCCGGGGGCACAGCCCGGACCCAAUACAGCAGAAACAGACAUGUCUGUGCCGGAUUUCAGUAGGGCAGCACAGCCUCGACCAAGUCCACAUGCGCUGUACCAGAACCUUGCAGCGGCUCGGAAAUCAAGCUCCACAAAGCACUCUUCGCUCCCGAACUACAACCCGGCGGCGUACCGGAGCCAGGUGGAGCAGAACGAGCACCCGAACGUGUACAAUCCGCCAAGAAUCACAAACACGGGGAUUCCGAACAGAAAGCUUCUUGAGCAGUGGGUGAAACGGGGGAGACCGCCGAUUGUGGACAAGCCGCACGAGCAGAGGAUCAAGAGCAUCAUGAGGGGGUUGAAGAAGAUCAAGGUAAAGGGGAAGACGAUCAUCGCGGUGUUUGACAAGCUUCCGAACCAGCAGGAGUACCCUGAAUUCUACGAGAUGAUCAAGGACCCGGUGUCGAUGCUUGAUAUCAAAGGUUUGAUCAAGCAGAGGUACUACAAGACGGUGGACGCGUACAUGGCGGACGUUUUCCGGCUCAUUGCGAACGGCAAGAAGUACUACGGUGCGAUAGGUGACAAGUACAGUGCACACAACAUCGAGCUCUUGGAGACGAACAUCAUCCGGCUCUACCACUUGGAGAUGGCGAAGCCGGACAGUGCGUACAUCGGGGACGUGGAGUCGUCGAAGAUCCCGAUCCCGCAGGUGGUGUUCCAGGGCAGAAGCUACCGGGUUGGCAACUGGGUGCUGAUGCGGAACCCGAACGAUGCCACGGAGCCGAUCCCGGGCCAGAUCUUCCGUAUUUGGCAGGAGCAUGGCAAGCAGUACAUGAACGUAUGUUGGUACUACAAGCCAGAGUGGACCACGCACCGGUACGACCGGCUUUUCCUUGAAAACGAGGUUUUCAAGACCGGCCAGUACCGCGACCAUCCUGUAGAGGACAUCGUGGGCCCCUGCUACAUCGCGUACUUCACGCGGUGGCUCAAGGGGGACCCCGGUGUCAAAUUUGACGGGCCAUUGUUCAUCUGCGAGUUCCGGUACAACGACCGCGAGCUGAACUUCGCCAAGAUCCGUACCUGGAAGGCCUGUCUCCCGGAUGAAGUCCGCCACAUCGAGGACCCCAUCGUGCCCAUCAAGAGAUCCCGUGUGUUGAAGAAGCUCCCCUCGCCCAUCAAGCAUCUUCUGCCCCCCGGAUCCACAUCUUCAACGCCCAUUCCACCACCCACCAUCUUGAACUUGAACGCACCACCACUAAUUGGUGGGCUUUACGUCAAACGGCAGUCCGAGGAAGACGAGGUGAGCUACUUCGAUGCCGAUCUCCGCCAGGACCAGUGCGAGCUCCUGAUCCCGCCGUCUGUGACCAACGGCCGCCCCACAGACCUCAGCUCACGGUCCCACGGCCGCCGCAGUGCCAGCUCCACCCCGCACCAGGUCUUCUUGCCGCCCAAGCCCUCCCCGGUAUCCCCGGUGGCUGCUGCUGAAGGUGUUCUGGCCGCAUACGGCUCGCCCACCGGGCAGACUGCCGACCGCGGUGCCCUGGUGUCGCCCUACCCGUUCGAGUUCCAGAAGAGCCUGCAGGCGGGGCAGCUGGGCGUGAUUUCCAUGGGUGCUGAUGGUGUUGAUACAAUUUCUGCCGACACUAUUCGCAUGCAGCAGCUCCAGCAACAACUGCAACUGCAGCAGCAACAACAACAACAACAACAACAGCAGCAGCAGCAGCAGGAGUACCUUACCGCCCAGAGGUACACCCCCCACAGCUACACUGCUGGGGGUGGCCACAAGGUGAUUCAUACACCGUUCAACGUGGUUGGGUACCAGUUCCUGCCCUACGUGCAAGCUACAUCCUCGCAGGCAUUCGUCUUCCCAAGCAGCCGGGAAAGAGCCAUCCAGAAGUUUGCCCGGCAGAACUACGAGAAGCUGGACCCGGAAAGCUACAGGAAGUUCUACCAGGCCAUCCAGAAGCAGAACUACUUCGAAUUGCCCCGGGAGGACUCCAUGGUGAGCCCGGAGCAGCUCGAUAAGGAGCGGGCCGACGGCCUGGACCAGCCCGGGCCAAUGGUGUGGUUCAAGGCUCCACCGCAGUUCAUCCCCAACCGGAUCCUCAACUGCGGCCUUCCCGACAAGGCUGACUCCGUGGACUCGUUGAAUCCAAUCUUGAAGAGACGCAGGAUCAACCCGCGGGUCAAGACCAUCAAGCUUGGCCACAGUGCCAAGUACUUGGCCUGGAAGUUGAAGGCUGCUGGGGUUGAGGCCCGGCUGGCCUAG
Messenger RNA from Brettanomyces bruxellensis, 2862 nucleotides. RefSeq lists its product as uncharacterized. Gene Ontology annotation, biological process: chromatin remodeling. The transcript has a single exon. Gene Ontology annotation, cellular component: RSC-type complex. NCBI's taxonomy places the organism in Eukaryota, Fungi, Ascomycota, Pichiomycetes, Pichiales, Pichiaceae. Gene Ontology annotation, molecular function: chromatin binding; protein binding. Bases 1 to 2862 code for a protein of 953 amino acids. The record is from RefSeq and is a predicted model, not a curated record.